AAAAUUUACAAAUGGUGCAUUUCCAUUUUCCAUGGCUCAAGAUGUGUGUAGCAAAAUGGCUGAGGAUCCUUUCGUAUUAAAAGAAGACGGUUAUUUAAAUGCGGCGACAGAAAUUAAGAAAAUUGUGUACCACCCAUCACUAAACGUUAUUUUAAUAUGUAUUAACUCAGGAAUCGUACGCGUUUUGGACGUUAACUCGGGUGUUGUUCUACAAGCAAGUUACCUGUCAACUCAAGAUGGGUCCGAAGUAACAUGCCUUUAUAUUCCUGGACAAGAUCGUGUUUUGUUUUGCGAUGGAUACUCAAUCGGAGUUCGUUCAGAUUACAAUGGUGUUUUACUGUUGGACACGAUACUGCAGAAGACUAUCAAUAACACUAGCGAUAAUGUUAAAUUAGAAUUGUUAUUAUCGGAGGCCAUUAUAUUAAAACAGAGUUUAUCGACCAUUGGAGUUGUUGGUGUAGAUCAGAUUUUAAAUGAGCUGACGGAAAAAAUUUUGGACGCUCAAAAACAAUCGAAAAAAGGAAUUAAAGCGCAAAAAUGGAACACAGUAUGCUUAAAUCUGCCUUUUGAUACAUUAAAGACUACAGUUAACUGUACAGUAACCGAAUCCAUUGGCAAGAAACAACAUUCGCCGGAAUUAGGCGUAGCUUCGGCCGUCUACGAACGUCUAUCCGAACUGGUCGGCGAACAAGCAAAUGCAUCAGAUAGGCGUGCGAUGGCGAGCGAAGCGAAACGAAGGGAAACGUUUAAUCAAUGGCCACAUAUGGAUUACAAGUGGGCUCUGCCUGACCAAAUGGCACAAGCCGGAUUUUAUCACCUUCCGAACGCGGCGGGAGACGAUCGCGCGAUGUGCUUUACGUGUUCUCUGUGCUUGGUAUGCUGGGAGCGGACGGACGAACCUUGGAGCGAACACGAACGUCACUCUCCAACCUGCCCGUUCAUCAUGGGCGAAUAUACGCAAAACGUCCCGGUUUCUGUGACGUUCGCGACGAACCCUGCGAUCGACGCUACUUAUAGAGGAGUGGCGGUGCAAACAAUCGGAACCAGUUCAGUAUCACAUUUGAUUGCAACUGCUAACAAAGAGGGGCUCAUUUCAGUAUUUGAUGUCUCGGGAAAAUUGAAACGAACUCACUCCUUCUUUGUUACUCAGUUUGAUUCUCACAUAUUGGAUAAAUUAACGCAAGACUUUGGUGUUCCUGGUACCUGGAGUGAUAUCGAUGAAGUUAAGUGCCCUGCAGAGAAACAAAUCACCGCUCUCACAAUCGUUGGCGAAAAGUGUCAAACAAAAUCUAAUUCAACUGCAAAAAAUGGAAUUAGGCCGACAAUCAUCUGUGGACUGAGUGUAAGGUGCCAUUCCUCAUCGAAAAAUAUUCAUCAUAAAUCUUCUUUUGUGGAAACUCUCAAUGAUCAAAACAAAAGUGAUCAGUCGUCGAUAAACAUAAUGGAAAUCGAUGAAUUACCAGCUUCAUCUGAAAUGUGUUCAUUAUACCUUGUCGUAUACGACUUCCAAUACACCAAAGAACCCCAAGAAACUAAAAAAGAUUCCGUACUAAAAGGCGACGAAUUGUCGAAUAAACGCAAUGACAUAACCCCCUCCCAAGAUUACAAAGACUACAUAUCAAUUUCAAUGUUGGACGACACAGAUGGUAGUAUAAACGAUACAAAUAUGGACGUGGCGUCUAGUCAUUCGGACGACUGCAUGUUUUUCUCGGAUGUCGAAGUGAAAGCGUAUACCAUUUUGAAACAGCAAAUGUCCAUGUAUCAAAAUUUGAUACCGGGAGAGAGCGACGAAAUUUUUUUGCCACCGUCGAUUGCGCCUACUAAACAGCACUCUUUGCGACGGGUCGUAUUGCCAGACGUUACCGAAACGGAUGCGGCCCAGGCGACGUCUUUAAUUCUACCACCUGACUAUUCGUUUAUGAAUGGCCAGCUCAGCAGCAGCCCCGUAGAAACAGCAACAGUGAAUGAGAAAAGCAUCUCCGACCACAUAGCCGAAUUAAAAAAUAGUAAGGCGAACAAGAAACUCAAUUACUCUCGCGCCGAGCAGUGUAUAUCCUUACCGAAGCCGUAUAAAAAUCGUAGAGACUUAGAGGUAACGGAUAUUGUUCCGACGCCUGACGGCGGACACAUUUUAGUGGUAUUAGGUGGCAGUUUUCACUCACUGAAUAGUGUUCUUUUGAUGUACUCUUUAAAUUUUUCGCAUAAGAUGGUCAAAGUUAACGAGGAGCCUGUGUUGGUGCGCGAGCUGAACAGUUUCGAAAAACCUGUUGAAGUUUCGUUGCUGCCUGUUUUGGAACAUUUGAAUGAGUCGAUGGAAUUUAAACAUGAAAGUUGCGCGUGCGAGGGUAGUGCGGUCCUGGUGUGUGAAGAUGGAGCAGUGCGGAUUAUUGACCUGUCUACUCUAAAAACUGUUAGCGUUGCAAGAUUGGAAGGAACUAAGUUCAUUUCGGCGGUAUACUGUAACAGUUUAGAACGCUUAUGCGCAUCAACAAGCUCUGGUUCCCUACACUUCUAUGCCUUAAACGACGUGGAUAACGACUCGGUCGAAGAUCAGGAGGAUGAAGAUUUAUUUAGCGCUUCUAUGGAGCAACCUCCUAAAGUGCAACUGUCGGACAUAACCGAAGCCAAUGAGAAUCGUUAUUUCUACGAACCAGUACAAAGGAUCAACAUAUCCGACUUAAAACAUUUGCAAACUUUGUGCGAAUUUGAGCCUCUCAAAGUUGGCUAUUGCGCAGUCGUGCCUCCAUGCUGGAGCGAAAUGCAACAGGCGCAGAGGCAACGGAGACAUCCGUAUUUGCAAGUGAAUAGUGAGCAACAUACAAAAAUGUUUCGUUUGCAAACCGACACUACGACGUGGGACGAACACAUUUUUGAAUUGACUCUGCCCUCGCCCGCGUGUAUUGGUCACGUGGACGUACAUUUCUCCCUGCACACUUCUUCGGCAUCGCCGCACGUAGAAAUUACGCUUUUAAAGCAAAAUACUUACAGCAUAGGUCACAAGCGAGAUUUUAAAUUUUCCGUAGACGAUUCGGUUACUUGUGAUUCCUUGCAGUGGGUGGACAAUCCGGUAACGUCUCACGAAUAUUUGCAAUCGCAAAAUGUGGAUAUUCUAGCCGGGCCUGUGGAUAUAGUUUCGUGUCUCGAUUUAACCGAACAAUCAGGAUGUGUUACUCUAACUAGUCCAAAAUUAUUCAAGUCGCGCAUUCGAACUUUGUUGCUUCACAUAAAAUCUGUGUGUUCUAAAGAAAAUAGUAAAUCAAAACUACCGAAUUUGAAAUGUAAAAGAAGUGAAAGUCGAACUCCGGGUGUCACUUUGGACAAAUAUUCCCAGACGGGAACUCAUAAAACCGAAUUUUAUAUGGGCUGUGAUUGUUUACAUGAAGUUAGCAUAACUAUACAUAGCAUUAAGCAUACCGAUAUACCUCACGAACGAAACCAACGUGCGUCGAUGUUAGAAUCCAAUAUUUUUGUUCAGUCACUUUGUUUGACCGCCUCGCUACAGCCGAGUCUCGAACAACAGAACAUCACCUUAGAUAUUUUAAUAUGGGUAGCUGCUAUACGUCUCACUCGCAAUCGAAGUAAUAAUGGGCAAGCUCCUAAUCAGCAACUGGAAUUUUUGAAAAUCAUUGAAGCAAAUCUAACGGCUUUGCUUCGUUUUUGUUUGCUACUCGCAAAUAGAAGUAUGGCUCAUAAAUGCGUUAAACUUAUGAUUCUGUGCAGCAACGGCGCUAAGGAUAUUAGUGAGCAAAUAGGGAAACGUUUCGAUUUGUCAGUUCUGAACGUUCUCAUGAAUAUUUUGGAUUCCGUGGACCAAGUCAAUUCGGCAGCAAGUCUUCAGUGGCUCGUUAAUUUAUUAUUGAAGGUCAUGCAGCCGGAUCAAAUGGCCAACGUUGCUGCAAAGUGUAUAUCUCUCCUAGGAAAUGUCUCGCACGAAUUAAAUCGACGCACCAAUCCCUAUCACUUAUUAUUACGUAGUCGGUACGGUCUAUUCGGAACGCCACUGGAACCAGAGUUAUUCGAUAUCGAGCCGCCUCCCCCGAUAAAACCGUCAAGUAUUGCGGUUACUUAUGCAACCGUCGUCGCCGGUGAAAAUGUGACACAACCAUUUGAUUUUCACACCAAUUACGCCUUUAAUAAGGAAACUUUAGAUCCCAAAGAAGUAUUAUCGGUGACAAAAGGUGAUGGUAAAAUAAAAUUGAAGAACAUAGCACCCUCAAAGUUAGUGAGAGGACUGUUAGAAACGGAACCUUUGCACUUCACCUGCGCGUCAGCUAGUGAGGGUACGCGUAUAGAGCGCGCUGAUGUGAGUGGGUCAAGUUUUGUUAACAACCUAAUACCAAUAACGGUAUCAGUACCCCAAACUCAAACCACUGGUACUAAAAAAGUGGAGGGGGAGCAUCACUAUCCCGAUUUUACUGAAGUGUACCAGAAUCACGUGGGUAAAAGUGUUGGAAACGGACAAGGCAGUAGCAAUAACAGUUACACUUCGCUAAUGGACGGGGCGUAUCAAGUUAUUUUCCAAACAGAUAACGUCAAAACUGAGGAUUUUUCCAAAUUAAUUGCCGAUUCGUUGGAAAUAUCUGUCGAUUCUGAUAGUGGGAGUAUGCACUCGGAGCCGCAGAGCAAGUCGGCGUUUACCGCUGAUAAGAUUUUGUCACCGAAUCAGUCGUUACCAUGGCAACAGCUCCUGGUGGCUCCACCUCAACAGGUGAUCGUUGUGGAACGAAUGCAUUCAGGAGCUCGCCGUUUUGUCACUCUUGACUUUGGUCAGCCUGUGCUGCUUACGGAUGUUCUCAUACCUGCUUGCCACGAGUUGGUUUCCAUCAGUCUGGAUUUGUGGAUCAAAAGUGAGGAUGUGGAUGCGACUAGACUUGUCACGGCUUCAGAUAUUAGUACGAGAAAUUUGGUUUUUAACGAUCUACAACCUCCACCGCUGUGCCGUUAUCUAAAGAUUACUGCAGUUGGCAGGUACGGCAUGACGACGACCAGGUGCCGGAUACCUGUGGGCUACUUCUAUGGGCAUCUAAUUGUACUACCGGAAGAAGUAUCGUAUGACCAAAUGCAUUCUUCUGUGGCGAUUACCACUGAUUUAGAAAAUCAGUUGAAUGUUUUAUCUAUGUUGCUAGAAGAUGUUAAUUGUCGAUACAGUUUGGCCUGCUCGAAAUUAAAGGAGUUGCUGCAUCCGUUCUUAACGUCUAGCAUUACAAACGCGUCGCAUUUAUCGGCGUAUAUGAAUAUCAUGAAGGAAAGUGUGUCAAAUAUGACAACUUGCGAAAAUGCUAAAGUCUUCACCGCAUAUCAGGAAGCGAUAACGUAUCAGCGGCAGUUAAACACUGUGAGAAACGUUAUGCGUCGAAUUGAGUGUGGAUUAAAUACUUCUGAGGCGCCAAUCGACACCCUGUCUGAUGUCUGCGUGGACAAGCUACGAUGCAUCGUGGAAUCAUUGUUGGAUGCACUACUCUCCAUUGAUACCAUGUCUGUUAUUAACCUGGAAUCAUGCCACAAGCUGUUUCAAGGGCUUUGUGUGUCGCAAGGAUCGAGAAUUCAAUUUUUGACAGCAACUGUAUUAGUACGAUCUUGCGGCAAACAGCCAUAUUGGGGAACUUUUCUCGCAGAAACGCUCAGAGAGAUGUAUUCCUCUUCGUAUAAUUCAAAAUUUCCACAAGACCGCGUGUUUGUUUUGUUGGCGUUUUUGGGACGAAAAAGCUUAGAUCGUAGUUCAGUUCUCGACGCGACGUUAAAAGUGAUCGCUCAAGUCUUGCAGCCGUUGGCGCUCAAUCGACAGUCAUUACUUGCAGUCUCCAUUGAUUUGCCUCUACUAGGUUGGCUACUUUUGUUUCUAUCAUUACAACUCGACAUCAGUAAGGUGUCACUGCAGAAUGCCACACGCUGGGAUUGGGUCACGGGUGAAAUGGCCGGCAAAAGCAUCGAAAAUAUGGGUUCCUACAAAAAAAAGUUACAAAAGAGGGUCCUGUAUUAUAAACAGCAGGCGGAGAAUCUUGAUUGGACUCACAAAGUUGUGCAAACAUCUACUCAGGUACAGGCUCUGGCAUCACUUUCAACUCAAGCUGCGUCAUUAACUUCCAAAGUGGAAGCUACGCUUAAACAACAUCAGGAACAUUAUAAGAAAUCAAAAUCAUUCAAGUCUUACAAUAAGGAUUGCACGAAAAGUGUAGGAAUAAUAGAAUCGAAUGAUACUUCAAAACAAGGCAAACGGCGCCGAGAAACGAGCGAGUCUCUAAGUGGAAGACAAUCGUCAAUUGCCACUGUGCAGUCUCUAGACCCCAUCCACUGCUUAGCUGUUGCCAAAGGUUUGCUCGCUUUACUGCUGGCGAUGGACCAUUCAUGCAGUGCGGAUAUGUUUUUACUCUCCUGCAAGGUAAUUGGACGUUUAGUUUGCGUCGUGAAGUUACAAUUGGGCCAAUUAAUGAACGAGGAACAACUGCUGAGGCUAAUUCAUAUAUGCAUGGGAUCCGAGUUGCCUUGGGCUCCACACGCUUUGGCCUGCUUACUGCAGGACAUUGUUGAGGUCGGAAAGCCACCAAAUUCGGACGUUGAAAUGGAAACCGAUUCAUCACCUGCAUCCACAAGUUGGGGAACUAAGGACCUUCUUACAGACUUGGAAAUACUAUGCGAUUCUUUCGCCUUGGAAGACAAUGUCCUCUCGGAACCCGCCACAAAGCAAGGAAAAACAACAGGAAGUAAUAAUCCCAACAGUCAUUUACCAUCCGUAUUCGAGUCGGACGAUUCUGAGCUGGAAGAUUUUUUAGACGACAUUUUAGAACGAAAAUCACAUGCAAAAAAGUCAUCUCGAAAUUUCCAUCCCAACUUCGCAAGUUCGUCCGCAAUGGAUUCCAGACUAGAGAUGGGCGUGGAGGAAUUGGCCGAGAUCGCAUUAAGACGUUUGGUUACGGUGAAUUCGUAUAAUUUGAUGCAAAAUGUGAAUGCAACCCAAUCAUAUGUUGACAAUGAACAGGAACUUCUUCCGUGGCCAGCAAAUUUAGUGGCCCCUUGGAAUGUUGAUGCGCAAGUGGCCGUACCAAAUCGAACUAUGUUGGUGUCAUGCUUCAACUCACUUUUUAAAGAACUGCAGUUACAAUCGUCGAUUAACAUCGAACACAUUUUGCAAUUGUGGCUGACACUGAACUGCGUUCAUUGUGAUGAUAAGUUUGAUCCAUCUGCCUAUCCUUUCAUCGGGUUAGACCCUGACGUAGUCAGUUCUUUAAUUACGACAAUUGCUUGGAGUUCCGGUUUAUCGCUGAGGACUUGGUGUAGUGCCUUACAAACUCUUACCAUGGUUUGCAAUAUGCUUCAGCCUGGCAAUAACAGUUCAGCCAACACAUCUCAGUGGACGGAUUCUUUAGGUUUAUACGCGCCUACGUUAUGUAUAAUUAACCACCCAGAUUUUGCACAGUUGCUAUUACGACUUCUGUCUGGAACUGGACUGGUCUUCUCGGAGAAGGGAUUGGGUGGACCAUCACUAUGUAAAGCUCUACACGAUUUAUUGGUACGUUUACAAAUGAGAUGCGAUGUGGUCAGCCCUACCAGUAAACCGGGAAGUCAGUUGAAAAGUUUGCUGUUGAGAGUGGUUUAUCAGCUUGUUCAACCGACCGGUCCGCUUGCCGCCAAACAAGGGCCUCUAGAUGCGCAAUGCAAAUUACUACAAUGUAUGUCGUAUCUCGACUUCUGCAAUGCCGAUAUUAGCAUUGCCAUGAGUAUAUUCGAGUGUACAGGUGUACUUGUGCAUUCGUAUAUUUCGCAAGUGGACAGGAUAAAGUGUGUUAACAUUGGUGAAAGAUUACAUCCAACUUCGCACCUGUUUAGUGGAAUUUUUGCAUCUGUGUUGGGGUCAGAACCUCACAAGCAGGACAGACCAGUGUCGUGGGACGUUCUGUUAGUUUCUUUAUUGAAAUUAUUAGCAAAACUUGUACAAACACCUUUACCAAGUGUCAACGAACAAAGUGAAGCAAUGGACACAAAACCGUACAGAACAGCGCAAACCGAUGAAAGUAAAGCAGAACAAAUUCAACAGGAGCGAAACAUUCCUCCAGUACCCUGUCUGGCAGAUACGGUUCUGCAACACCAUCCGAGCAUUAUUCGACUUUGUCAGUCGCUUGCGGCUUGCAAGGCAUCGUCGCUUUCAAUGCUUGCGAAUAUUUCCCAACAGAGCACGUUUGCUGAUUUAGGCGAACCUGGAACCGUAGGCGACGCCGUAUUUCACACACUAGCGGCUUUGGCACGAAAAACAUCUAGAAAAGAACUGAUAAUGGAACCAUUGCUAAUGUUUCUAUCGCAAGCGCCCCAACUCAGCGAGCCACUGUUAUGGUUUAUUUUGCAAGUUUUAGAUACUGAGGAAGCGUUGAGCGGCUUCUUAAACGCAGGUGGAAUUGGAAUUUUGGGCCGUAGUCUGGUUCACAGCAGUAAUGCUCCUAACACUGUAUCACAUGCUGGGACAGUGUCGAUGGUAAUGCAACAUUUUGGAGGUUCAACUACGAGAUCCGACGCAAGUACCGCCAUUGCUUCGGCGUCAUCGACUAAAAAAAUGCAGCAAGCUAACCUUGAAAACAACAUGUCUUUGAUUAACUUCGCCCCAUUUGGAUCAAUAAAAUGCCAAUCCAGCAGCGCCCAAUCUGCUGAUGUUUUAAUUCAGGGUAGCGCAGCUGCGCAUAGAAGGGCGCGCACUGCUCAGUGGUCGUAUCAUUUCUAUCCUGAAGAAGUACAUACCGAGUUAAUUUUACAACUUCCUAGCGCAGUGUUGCUGAGAGAAGUGCACCUUCAACCUCACUUAGGCUCCUUAGCAACUUGUCCUUCCGCUGUCGCCCUCGAGGUAUCGUCUGAUGGACCUUCACGUUUAGUUCCCGCCUGCCCUCCCUUACCAACAAGCGGCAUGACAUUCAUUCGCUUACAUUUACCUGUACCGGAAGUAGUGAACUGUAUCCAACUUCGUCUUUACAAACCGCGAGACGCCAACAACAUCGGUCUAUCUCAAAUUCGCAUAUUGGGCACGUCAGCGUUCGGUGGCGCCAACAAGCAACAAGUUUUAGACUUAACCGAAGACGAAUUCCACUGCAAGUAUAGUCUGGGUUGGUUGAGAUUAUUACAUCAUUGCUUCACCUUACCUGUCGAUAUCGAGCUGAAAACUCAAAUCGUCGAAAACGCCACACGGGUGCCCGAUCUGUUGUUGGUCUGUUGCGGUUUGUUACUGGUUCCGACGCAUAUUCCCGGUUUAUAUUUGCCAAAUUUGGAGAAGGUAUUGUGCGAGCUUAGCUUACACAAUCGAGAGAACGGGUUGCAUGUUAUCGAAAUGCUGUUGGAAAGCCGACUGUGUGUUGGUGAACAGAUUGAUAAUGGUCUCGGUGCCGCGAAAAGUCCUUUAUUCUUACAUUCGGCCGGAGUGCAGUCAGCGUGCGAAUUGCUGUAUCAAAUAUGCGGUCAUCAGGAUUCAGACACUCUGCAUAGGAUAGUUAUGUUACUACAAUGGUUGAAAUCAAUCGCCCAUACUUCAAUACAGCUGCAAAAUACUGAUUUAUGCAAUCCGGCUUACGUAUCGUGCAUUGCAUCAAUUCUAUGGACAGCAAAUCAGUCGCGCGAUUCGUGCAAUCUUGGCUCUGUUAUAGAUCUCGAACUAUUUCACACAAUCUACGCAUUAAACACAGCAACAAAGAAUAACGUAGCACUUAAACACUCAUUGGAUUGCCUGCUAUGUUCGUUGUGCUACAUUAAAAUAGAACUCUUUUCUUCGUUGCUCCAAGUAAUGGGAGUAUUAGUACCAAAUGUAUUAACAGGGCACAAUGCGUCAAUUUCGGACGAUCUUAAGGAUUCUGAGAGUAUGACCGAUGACACUAAGCAAACUUUCGAAAACGAAUCCGAAUGGUAUGGACGUUUAGUGGUUGGUGAAAUUCACGAGUUGGAGUUGUCCAACGAGCAGUUAGAGACAAUCGCGCUAGUUAGUCGAUCGCCUAACGCUAUACAACAAUUGUUGGAUUCGGGUCUUCCUAAAAAACUAACUAAUGCAAUUUUAGAAUUUUGUAAUAAUAACAGUGAAACUAGUGUAUAUUCAAUUUCAAAGCUUGAAAAUGUGACGGCUGUACUUAAAUUCUUUUCGGAUAUAUCGGAUGAAAAAGUAAUGCGCGAUUGGUUGGGUUCCAAAGACGGUUCGUCAUUUUGGUUACCUCUACUCCAAUGGCUCUGUAAACGUCCUUGCACUAAGAGAUCAAAUUUAAAGUCCGAGGUGCACACACAGCUAGAGGAGAUCUGUGUGCGGUUUCUAACAAAAUGCUGCCUGUGUCAUUCAAACAAUCAAGCACUUCUCGCGAAAAUCUUAUGCGAAGUUAUAUCUCAACAACGAAACGGAAUCUCCGGUUUCAUGCGUCGACUCAUAUUACAACUUCUGCUCGAAAAUGAAAAGGUUCCCGUCAGCAUUAAUGCGGACGAAACGAUUUACAAGAACAGUGCCAUCUCUUAUUCGUAUUUGCCACUCCAUCCGGCAUUUAAACAGACCCACAAUCAGGCGCUUUUGUAUUUGGGCACGAACACUCUUUUAGCCGACAUCAUCGAGCAGCACAUCUCCUUUUCGACAACGGUGGAAAUCGACAACAGCGGCAGCGCUAAGAAGGAGGUUAACUUUAAGGUGGAGCCCAUGAAAGGGUGGUGGGGAAUAACUAUCGAUUCCGAUCUAAGUAUGGCCGCCGGUGUUACCGCAAAAGACAAACGUGCAAAGGACGCCAAGAAUCUUGCCGCUUCUACACCACAAUUGAAAAAGAAAAGGUACACCGCGACCGAAAACACUUCGUCGACUGAAAUCAUCGAGGGUAGGAUAAUAAAGUGUGCCGCCGUGUCGGAUCAACCCCUGCCCGUCGCUUUAAGUUUGGGACAAGUGUUGCGGUUAAUCGAAAGUAAGGGAAUGAAAACGGACUGGCCGUGCAUACAUCUGGUUAUUUCACAGCUCCGAGGACAAAAAUGCGAAAAGCGAAAUAAACCCGAUCAUCUAUCAGCGUUCGUUUAGUAGCGCCCUGCAGGUAUUUACCUCCGUGGGCGGUUUAGCGCUCUUGGCGCAACACUUACCAGCUGUUUAUCCGGAAACUGUCCGAACAUCACCUACCGAAAAAUCGUCGUCGGAGCAAUCCGAAUCUGAUUGGGUUAAAGUGGAAGCCGCUAGCGAUGACAUUUAUGAAGAUGCGGAGGAAACGUCCGGAUCAACUACCCCAUCAAAAACUGCUGGACUGAUUCCAAAUGUUCCAACGCACUCGCUUACCGCAUUUGGAUUGUUUUUGCGGCUACCGGGUUAUGCAGAGAUGUUGCUUAAAGAUAUGAAAAAGGCGUCUUGUUUAUUGCGCUUAGUUUUGGGAGUGACUGACGAUGGAGAAGGAGGUGAUAUCUUUCAAUCAACGUUAGCAGAUUCCUUGCCUACUUUACCAUUCGAAGUUCUUCGCCAGUUGUACGAUUCGACACCUCUUAGCACAGAUGAUGGCCGGUUAUUGAGAAGAAUUAGUAUUAAUACGGGUGUUGUGCAUCUUAUACUGGCAUGCCUAGGGAUUUUCACCCAUCAAACACAAACGGGAAACGAUAAAGACUUAUCCAAAGAUAAAGAUGCCACAUUAAAGGAUGAGCGCACACAACUGUAUUGGGCAAAAGGUACUGGUUUUGGAACUGGAUCAACGCAACAAAGCUGGAAUGUGGAACAGGCCCUGUUGAAGCAACGUAGCGAAGAAGAGCAUGUCACAGUGUUAUUACAAGUACUUGCAAGCUAUAUCAAUCCAAAGGGAGAAGCGGGUGAUGAGCUUGCUGAUAGCGUUCUCCCCACCAUUUUUUAUCAUUUACUUUCAAAUAGCGCACUACUUCCUGCCCUUAGUUCAUACCUCCGCAACGAUUCAGUUUUAGACAUGGCGCGCCAUAUACCAUUAUACAGGGCAGCACUUCAAUUGCUUAGAGCACUCGCACUAAGUUCCCAGUUAGUGUCACUCCUUCUCCCUCAAAAAGUGCAUAACAGCGGGCCAUCUGUCGGCUCAUUGUUAAAAAAUAUGAAAACCUGUGUGGAUACUUACGCUUCAAAAUUAAGAUUCGGUAAUAAGCCGGCAAAAACUGUAAUUAAACCAAAGUUAGGGGAACAAUUAGAAGAACUAGAGCGAGACGAGGGUCUAGCUCAACUAAUGCCAGAUAUUCAAUCAACGGCCAAUUUAGUUAAAGAGGUUACUGACAGGUUAGAAGACACCGAGCAGGAUAUGUUGCGGGAAACUAACAUGGAUUAUCCAUUAUCUUCAUCGGUUGAACAAAGAUACCUGUCCUUCAUGAAACAUUUGCAGUUUGAUACCUUUGAAAUGAUUCAAGAAUUGCCGGAAGGAGGAGGAUACAAAUUCGUAAUAUCGCAUCAUUUUGAAAAUAACGCAAGGUCAGCCGGUGAUCAAUCGCAUCCGGCGCGAGUCAAACGUUUGGCUCAGGAGGCGGUCACUUUGGCGACAAGUUUACCAUUAAGUUACAGUAGUUCAGUAUUUGUACGUUGUGAUACUGAUAGGUUAGAUAUAAUGAAAGUCCUUAUUACGGGUCCAGCCGACACUCCUUACGCUAACGGAUGUUUCGAGUUAGACGUUUAUUUCCCCCCAGAGUACCCACUAUCCCCUAUGCACAUAAAUUUAGAAACGACAGGGCACCGCACCGUUAGAUUUAAUCCAAAUUUGUAUAAUGACGGGAAAGUGUGUCUUUCAGUAUUAAAUACGUGGCACGGAAGGCCGGAGGAGAAAUGGAAUACCCAAACCUCUAGUUUUUUACAAGUGUUAGUUUCGAUACAAAGUUUAAUUCUAGUUCCAGAACCAUAUUUUAACGAACCGGGUUAUGAGAGAUCGCGAGGCACGGCAGCGGGCACCCAGAGCUCUAGAGAAUAUAAUCAAAAUAUCUGGCAAGCUACCGUCAGAUGGGCCAUGUUAGAACAGAUCAUCAAUCCUUGUCCGUGCUUUAAAGACGUGAUUCACGCACACUUCUAUUUGAAACGCCACGAAAUUAUUUCUCAAAUUGAAGAAUGGAUCAAAGAUAUUGAGAAUCAUUUUGCUGAGAAACGAUUGGCUCUAAAUAAUAGCAAAAGAUCGACGUUUACAAAUUUGGAAAGUUUCAAAAAAGUCUUUGAUCAAUUGAGAGAUAAGCUGAUGCAACUGAAAUCUCCCGAAGGCCUGGACAGUGAGGGCGCUAUGGCCAGUUCAGAUGCAGUUGAGAAUGGUGCCCACGUCGAUACUAAUGCUUCAGUGACCAGUGAGCAGCAAGAUAUUGAUGCUGAUGUAGAUAUGGAGAAAAUGGUAGAUGACAUGUGCGAGUGAUAUAGUAGAGUAUAUUUUCUAUUGCAUUUAUAGUGUUGAAAAUAUAUUCCAUUUAUUUGUAUCAUAUUAUUAACUUUAUUUUAUAUGUACAAACUUUCGUUUAUUUAAUUUGUGAUUCUUCAGUUAAGCCAAAAUUGAAUAAAUAUAAACCGCAGUUGUUUGCUCUUAUUUAAUAAUGUUACAAAUGAGAUUUUAUAAAAUUGCAUCGCUGUUUGUUAAAAUCGCCAAAUUAUUUUGUCAAUAAGAUAAUAUCUUGCACUUAUAAAAUGCUGAAAGUGGAUUAUAUUUUUCCUUUUUUGGAGCUGUAGCAAAAAAUGUAAAUUGUUUUAGAAUAAAAAUGGAAAAUAUAUUCCGUGGAAUGUUAACACUCGUUAUAUUUACAUAAAGACUGUUCUACAGUAGCCUUAAAAUAAACUAAGGUCGACAAACAGCUAAACCUUUAGUUACCACUUGGACAAUUGUCUCAGUAGGAAGUACUUUUAUAAUGUGGUUCUGUAUAUAUUAUACAUAAUUCUUUGUUUUAAGAAUGUUUCUGUUGAGUUUCGGUGACGAUCACAUGUGAUUUUGAAAAUAAAAGUGAAAUAAAUAUGUUGAAACACA
Photinus pyralis (common eastern firefly) is the source of this 13904-nucleotide messenger RNA. It is a transcript of the gene Bruce, whose product is annotated as baculoviral IAP repeat-containing protein 6. The record is from RefSeq and is a predicted model, not a curated record. Lineage: Eukaryota; Metazoa; Arthropoda; Insecta; Coleoptera; Lampyridae. Gene Ontology annotation, cellular component: nucleus. Gene Ontology annotation, molecular function: ubiquitin conjugating enzyme activity; cysteine-type endopeptidase inhibitor activity. Gene Ontology annotation, biological process: negative regulation of apoptotic process; apoptotic process; regulation of cytokinesis.